AUGGUAGGAACAAAAUAUACACAGAUAGAGGACACAUCUUACAUAAGGAAGAUAUGGAAGCCGAUGGUAGAGAAAAAGAGGCGGGAAAGAAUGAAUCAAAGUAUUUCACAGCUGAAGUCGCUCAUCGCCCAGACUAUCCAGCAGAAUACUGCUCCUAUGACUCGCGUUGACAAAGCCGACAUUCUCGAGCUCACAGUUUAUCACCUUACACAGUUACAACAACAACAGCGAUCUGUGACCAUGGCGACAGAGGCUGCAGCAUUCAGUGCGGGAUACAAAGCGUGUGCACGUGAAGCCGUGACGUAUAUGGCUAGCAAUCAGAUGGCAAGUUCUACAGUCACUGGAUCCCUGAACAGUCACCUUCAUAGUUCAUUCCUGAUGAACAGCAGACGACAGCAAUCGGCAACUCGUCUGCAAAAUAAUCCAAAGGGCAGUAACUCUCAGAUAAAAACAGAGCGCUUGUCGACUCCCCUCAGACAUUGUGACAGUUUCAAUACGUCCUUGCCAGAAUUGAACCUAUCCGGAUAUUCGCCUAUCGUAAACAAUACACAAAGUCUACCGGAACUUACGUCAUCAUUUGUGCACGCUGGCCUUAAUUCCAGUUCAUCCUCAGAAUAUUUCAGUACCGAUUCGAGUGUAAGCAUUUCGUCCAGUGAUUCGUGCUUGUCACAUUCUGAUAACAGCACAGGCGAUGAUUAUAGAGCAGAAAAUGAAGCGAAGGAUCUAGAAUGUAUAGAUGUUGUUUCUGUUGGUAACGGGAAGGAAAACGAGAUUGGUCAUGUGAUUAAAGAUGUUCUUUGGCGGCCAUUUUAA
Mercenaria mercenaria is the source of this 813-nucleotide messenger RNA. RefSeq names its product enhancer of split mgamma protein-like. NCBI's taxonomy places the organism in Eukaryota, Metazoa, Mollusca, Bivalvia, Venerida, Veneridae. The record is from RefSeq and is a predicted model, not a curated record. Gene Ontology annotation, cellular component: nucleus. Gene Ontology annotation, biological process: anterior/posterior pattern specification; regulation of neurogenesis; regulation of transcription by RNA polymerase II. The transcript has 3 exons. Gene Ontology annotation, molecular function: DNA-binding transcription factor activity, RNA polymerase II-specific; protein dimerization activity; RNA polymerase II cis-regulatory region sequence-specific DNA binding. Bases 1 to 813 code for a protein of 270 amino acids.